AUGGGUCGCAUGUAGAGGGCUCAUCUGCACAAAAUUUUUCAGUUCCACAACCUGACCUAGAAAGAGCUGUCUGCAAUAAGACAGCAGUAAUACAUUGUUAGAGUUUCUCUAAGAUGUGUCCAUCACCAACAAAAAAGUUACACAACUUAAUUCUGUUCUUCUCAAUUAAACUUUGUAUAACUCACCCCAAGUAGUGUUACUGUGGUGUUGGCCACAAGUGGGGCUGCUGUUGUGGCAGCCAUAGUCGUAGUUGCUGCAACAGUUGCCCCCGCAGCAGUUGUUGCCCCAGCAGCAGUUGACGCCCCUGCGGCAUUUGUCAUCCCUGCAGCAGUUGUUGCCGCAGCAGGAUUUGUGGCUGCGGCAGCAGUUGACGCCCCUGCACCAGCAUUUGUGGCUGCGGCAGCACUUGUUGCUCCUGCACCAGCAUUUGUGGCUGCAGCAGCAGUUGAUGCCCCUGCACCAGCAUUUGUGGCUGCAGCAGCAGAUGUCAUCCCUCCUGCAGCCGUUGACGCCCCUGCAGCAUUUGUCAUCCCUGCAGCAGUUGUUGCUGCAGCAGGAUUUGUGGCUGCGGCAGCAGUUGACGCCCCUGCACCAGCAUUUGUGGCUGCAGCAGCAGUUGAUCCCAUUGCACCAGCAUUUGUGGCUGCGGCAGCAGUUGACGCCCCUCCUGCAGCAGUUGACGCCCCUGCAGCAGUUGUUUCUGCAGCAGGAUUUGUGGCUGCAGCAGCAGAUGUCAUCCCUCCUGCAGCAGUUGACGCCCCUGCAGCAUUUGUCAUCCCUGCAGCAGUUGUUGCCGCAGCAGCAUUUGUGGCUGCGGCAGCAGUUGACGCCCCUGCACCAGCAUUUGUGGCUGCAGAAGCAGUUGAUCCCAUUGCACCAGCAUUUGUGGCUGCGGCAGCAGUUGACGCCCCUCCUGCAGCAGUUGAUGCCCCUGCAGCAGUUGUCAUCCCUGCAGCAGUGGUUGCCGCAGCAGGAUUUGUGGCUGCGGCAGCAGUUGACGCCCCUGCACCAGCAUUUGUGGCUGCAGCAGCAGUUGAUCCCAUUGCACCAGCAUUUGUGGCUGCGGCAGCAGUUGACGCCCCUGCACCAGCAUUUGUGGCUGCGGCAGCAGUUGACGCCCCUCCUGCAGAGGUUGCCGCAGCAGGAUUUGUGGCUGCGGCAGCAGUUGACGCCCCUGCACCAGCAUUUGUGGCUGCAGCAGCAGUUGAUCCCAUUGCACCAGCAUUUGUGGCUGCGGCAGCAGUUGACACCCCUGCACCAGCAUUUGUGGCUGCGGCAGCAGUUGACGCCCCUGCACCGGCAUUUGUGGCUGCAGCAGCAGUUGAUCCCAUUGCACCAGCAUUUGUGGCUGCGGCAGCAGUUGACGCCCCUGCACCAGCAUUUGUGGCUGCGGCAGCAGUUGACGCCCCUGCACCGGCAUUUGUGGCUGCAGCAGCAGUUGAUCCCAUUACACCAGCAUUUGUGGCUGCACCAGCAGUUGACGCCCCUGCACCGGCAUUUGUGGCUGCAGCAGCAGUUGAUCCCAUUGCACCAGCAUUUGUGGCUGCGGCAGCAGUUGACGCCCCUGCACCAGCAUUUGUGGCUGCGGCAGCAGUUGACGCCCCUGCACCAGCAUUUGUGGCUGCAGCAGCAGUUGAUCCCAUUGCACCAGCAUUUGUGGCUGCGGCAGCAGUUGAUGCCCCUGCACCAGCAUCUGUGGCUGCGGCAGCAGUUGACGCCCCUGCACCAGCAUUUGUGGCUGCGGCAGCAGUUGACGCCCCUGCACCGGCAUUUGUGGCUGCAGCAGCAGUUGAUCCCAUUGCACCAGCAUUUGUGGCUGCGGCAGUUGACUGA
Xyrichtys novacula (pearly razorfish) is the source of this 1833-nucleotide messenger RNA. Lineage: Eukaryota; Metazoa; Chordata; Actinopteri; Labriformes; Labridae. The record is from the annotation of a GenBank genome assembly.